Molecule: messenger RNA, 2849 nt
Organism: Sphaerodactylus townsendi
Lineage: Eukaryota; Metazoa; Chordata; Lepidosauria; Squamata; Sphaerodactylidae
Gene: NELFCD
Product: negative elongation factor complex member C/D
Exons: 15
Coding region: 164-1918 (584 amino acids)
Biological process (GO): negative regulation of transcription elongation by RNA polymerase II
Cellular component (GO): NELF complex; nucleus
Molecular function (GO): RNA binding
Source: RefSeq, a predicted model, not a curated record
CCCUUCAGGCAUAGCGACGCCGCCGCCGCCUCGCCUCCCGCCAUUACCCAGCAGCCCCCGCGAGAGGCCUACAACGCCGCGGCCUCGAUUGGCUUGAGAGGCCGGGAGAGGGAGGCGGGUCCGGCGGCGGCGGCGGCCGUGGCGGGGAUGCGGGGCGGAGCCCAUGGAGGAGUCGGACUAUUUCGGAAGCAGCGCGGCAGAGUGGGGGGACGAAAGUGCGGCGGACGGAGGAGCGCAAGAUGAUGAAUAUGGUGAAGAAGAUGAUGCAGAAGUCCAGCAGGAGUGUUUGCACAAAUUUUCCACCCGAGAUUACAUAAUGGAACCUUCUAUUUUUAAUACUUUAAAAAGGUAUUUCCAGGCCGGUGGCUCUCCAGAGAACGUCAUCCAACUCUUAUCAGAGAACUAUACUGCUGUAGCUCAGACUGUCAAUUUGCUGGCAGAGUGGCUCAUUCAAACAGGUGUUGAACCAAUUCAAGUCCAGGAGACAGUGGAAAACCAUUUAAAAAGCUUGCUCAUUAAACAUUUUGACCCCCGAAAAGCAGACUCCAUUUUCACAGAGGAAGGAGAGACUCCGGCAUGGCUUGAGCAAAUGAUAGCACAUACUACAUGGAGGGACCUCUUUUACAAAUUGGCUGAAGCUCAUCCAGACUGCCUUAUGCUAAAUUUUACUGUCAAGCUUAUCUCCGAUGCUGGGUACCAGGGAGAGAUAACGAGUGUAUCCACAGCAUGCCAGCAGUUGGAAGUCUUUUCUCGAAUUCUGCGCACCUCCCUAGCAACGAUCUUAGACGGUGGAGAAGAAAACCUGGAGAAAAACCUGCCUGAGUUUGCUAAAAUGGUGUGCCACGGAGAACAUACGUACCUCUUUGCCCAAGCAAUGAUGUCCAUAUUAGCCCAGGAAGAACAAGGGGGUUCUGCGGUGCGCAGGAUUGCUCAAGAGGUUCAGCGGUUUGCUCAUGAAAAGGGCCACGAUGCCAGUCAGAUCACUUUAGCUCUGGGAACUGCUGCCUCCUAUCCCCGGGCCUGCCAAGCCCUUGGUGCCAUGCUAUCGAAAGGAGCUCUGAACCCAGCAGACAUCACAGUCCUGUUCAAAAUGUUCACAAGCAUGGAUCCUCCUCCAGUGGAACUGAUUCGCGUGCCUGCUUUCUUGGAUCUCUUCAUGCUGUCACUGUUUAAGCCAGGUGCUAAGAUCAAUCAGGACCACAAGCACAAGUAUAUCCAUAUUCUGGCCUAUGCAGCCAGUGUUGUAGAAACAUGGAAGAAGAACAAGAGAGUGAGCAUAAAUAAAGAUGAGCUGAAGUCCACUUCAAAAGCUGUGGAAACCGUUCAUAAUCUCUGUUGUAACGAGAAUAAAGGAGCUUCUGAACUCGUGGCGGAACUGAGCACCCUUUAUCAGUGUAUCAGGUUUCCCGUAGUGGCUAUGGGGGUGCUGAAAUGGGUCGAUUGGACAGUAUCAGAGCCCCGCUAUUUCCAGCUUCAGACAGAUCAUACUCCAGUGCACCUGGCGCUGUUGGACGAGAUCAGUACGUGCCAUCAACUGCUCCACCCUCUGGUCUUGCAACUCCUUGUCAAACUCUUUGAGACGGAGCACUCUCAGCUUGAUGUCAUGGAGCAGCUGGAGCUCAAAAAAACCCUGCUGGACCGAAUGGUUCACUUACUGAGUCGAGGAUACGUCCUCCCCGUGGUUGGCUACAUCCGCAAAUGUCUCGAGAAGCUGGACACAGACAUCUCUUUGAUCAGAUACUUUGUGACUGAGGUAUUGGAUGUGAUUGCCCCUCCGUAUACCUCUGAUUUCGUGCAGCUUUUCCUCCCAAUACUGGAGAACGACAGCAUUGCAGGCACUAUCAAGACGGAAGGUGAACAUGACCCCGUCACGGAAUUCAUAGCUCAUUGUAAAGCAAACUUCAUCAUGGUCAACUGAACCAAAAAAGAUCCCCAUCAGUCCCGAUUCCACAGACGAUGUGUCUGUCAUCUGAUGCAGUGUAGGAUGAUACACAUGGCAUCCAACCGGAAAGGAAGGAGUUGGUUGGCAAUUCCGGUUGAUUGAGGACUUCACACCGGUGAAAUUAAAGUUUAUUUAUGGAAUUGUUUUUCCCCCGUGACUUCAGAGAAUCCGUUGAACUACCAGCCCUGAGAUCUUAAAACAUUUUUUGUAAAGUAGGGGAAGCAGUAGACUAUUGCAUACUUGUGACUGCAAGAUCUGUGUUUGCAUAGCAAGUGGAAAGUGAGUGAUGCAACAGCUGAAAUAAUUGCUCCUAAGGAUGUUUCCUCUGUGUGUGUGUGGAGGGGGUGGGGGGCGCUUUUAAUCUCUCCACUCCACUGCUUUGCAUGCAUAGGUGAUUUGUGGCUUGAAAAAAUAUUGCGUUAAAAGCUUCUACAGGCUGUUUGAUUCCUAAUCCUACGGCAUCUCGUGACAAAGCUGUCUGAUUUACUGUCCUGUUCAGAAAUGUUUUCUGUGGCUCGGGUAGUGGAAGAGUUAGCUCUAGUCAUCCAGCUAAAUCAACAACUUGGCCAUUAAUUCUAGGUUCCAGAGCAAUUGUGGUAUUCUCUCGGUAGCCGCUGUGUUGCAGGUUCCUUUUUUAAAAAUGUCAACUCCUUCAGCAUAGAUAUUUAUACAUAACCACUAGUUCUCUGGGGGUCCUCUUGAAGAAACACUGUUCUGUUUUGUAUUUAUAUGUUUUUAAAAAUUAACCAUUGUUGGGCGUUUCAGUAUGACAUGAAAAAAAGUCAUUGUUACAGUAUUUGGAAACACAGGACCAAUGUAGCAUUCUGCGGAUGAGUGCUGCCUUCUCACUAGCCAAGUGCAGCAAGGAAUAUGAGUUUUAAUAAAUUUUGGUUUUUUUGGGAAGGAA